Molecule: messenger RNA, 510 nt
Organism: Papaver somniferum (opium poppy)
Lineage: Eukaryota; Viridiplantae; Streptophyta; Magnoliopsida; Ranunculales; Papaveraceae
Product: mavicyanin-like
Exons: 2
Coding region: 1-510 (169 amino acids)
Cellular component (GO): plasma membrane
Molecular function (GO): electron transfer activity
Source: RefSeq, a predicted model, not a curated record
AUGGGGUUUAUUGAGAAAGGUCUUGUAAUAAUCUUCAUAUGUACUGCUUUUCAUGUUUCCUCGAUACUUUGUGAAGUCUAUAAGGUUGGAGGCGAUGCUGGAUGGACUGCCAAUUUUGAUUACCAUACUUGGUCUUCUUCUAAGACUUUCGAUGUUGGAGAUAUCAUCGAAUUUGAUUACACUGCGGGAGACCACAACGUGAUCGAAGUUAACCACACUGACUUUCGGACGUGUAAUCAAUCUCGCCCGGUGGUUAAGUAUACUAGUGGAAAUGACUCCAUAACCAUCAACAAAAGAGGUCAUUACUAUUUUAUCUGCGGUACCCCAAGCCAUUGUGAAGAUGGGCAGAAGGUUGACAUCAGGGUAGUUCCGGAGUCUUCAAAGCAAUCCACAACACCUUCUGCGCCAGCUCCAUCUAAUGGCAACAGAGUUUGUACCGUUUCUUUCAUGGCCCUGCUUGGCAAGGCAGCAACGGCUGCUUUAGUGAUUUUCCAUGGUUUUACUUACUAG